AUGGAUACUUUGAAGAUCGGUGAAAGCCUUCAUGACAGGGAAGAUGCCGCUGCGACCCUUGUCACCACGGGAGAGCAGUUUGAACUUGGUUUCUUUUCCCCUGCUCGAAGCCAAAACAGAUACCUUGGAAUAUGGUAUCAUGGGAUAGAACCGCAAACUGUUGUCUGGGUUGCUAACAGAGACAACCCCAUUCCUCAUUCAAGAACUGGAAUGUUCCAACUUUCGCUAGAUGGAAAUCUCACCGUGUUAGAUACAGAAGGAAAUCCUUAUUGGUCUUACACGCCUGAACAAGUAUCUUCUCUCGCAAACCUCACAGUGAGGCUUAUGGAUUCUGGGAACUUAAUUCUGGCAGACGACCACUUACAAGCGACCUACUGGCAAAGCUUCCAACACCCUACGGACACAUUUUUGGUGGGCAUGAAAAUGGAUGAAGAUUUAGUCUUGAAUUCUUGGAGAGCCUCUGAUGAUCCCGGCAGCGGUAAUUACACAUUUGCAGGUGGAAAAACAGGGGAUAGCAACUAUACAAUCUACGUCAACCAGAACCAAGUUCACUGGGCUGGUGAAACGCGCCAAGAUUUCGGCUCAGAAGGGACAAUGCUUUCGCUGUUGACAAACUUCACCCAAAGGCCUUCUACUUAUAAAAACAAAAACAUGUCAACAAAUGCACUUCGUUCUGACUUUGAGCACACAAGGCUAGUGAUGAAUUAUACAGGACGGGUAGAGCUUUGGCGCUGGGAUCAGAUCGAAGGAGGAUGGGCGACUAGAUGGAACAAGCCAGAUAGCAAAUGCAAGAUACAUAACGCCUGUGGGAACUUUGGCAGUUGCAAUAUUAAUAGUUCGCCAAUCUGUAGAUGUUUGCCUGGAUUCACUUCUAAGUCGCAGGGGGAGAACCAGGUUCCGUCCUCUGAAUCUGGAGGGUGUUUCAGAAAACCAACAUCAUGCGGGCAAAACACGACAACAUUCAUACACUUGGAGAAGGUGAAAGUGAGAAAACCAGACAAAAAAGUCAACGCAGCGAACGAAACAGAGUGCCGAUCUAAGUGCCUCAAUGGGUGCCCCCCUUGCACCGCUUAUUCAUAUGAUGCGUCAACAAAUGCCUAUAGUAGGAUGUCCAUACCGUGCUCUAUUUGGACUUCUGAUUUGCCUACCCUCCAAGAAGAGAUCGAUGCGGGCUUUAAUCUUUCUGUCCUGGUAAAUAAACCAGAUAUAGAACCAACUCCAAGAACCUGCAAACCUUGCGGUGUAUUCACAAUUCCUUAUCCGCUAAGCACUGAAGCAAGUUGUGGUGAUCCCAUUUACUCUCAAUUCAAAUGUGACUCGCCAACCGGGCAGGUUAGUUUCAUUGUGGGAGAAGAGCCUUAUAGAGUUACUAACAUUGAUCCGGACGAGAGAUCGUUCUCUAUUCAAAUCAAAGAUUCGGAUAAUUGUCCUGCAAGCAAUCUCGAGCGUUGGCUUGAUCUGUCAUUUAGCGUGACUCAACAGUGCGAUGAUGCAGAUGAAGCAAAGACACUAAAGAUUAAUUGGUCUACCCCAGAUGAACCUCCCUGUAAUAACUCCGUAGACUGUGAGGGCUGGUCUCAUUCAACUUGCAACGCAACCGGUAAUGGAAAUGGAAGAUGCCUCUGCGAUGAAAAAUAUAAAUGGGAUGGCCUCAAUUUAAGCCGUACGCAAGAAAAGGGACAAAAUCCAAGAUCGACAGGGAGCCUACAUGACAGUGAGAGAUAUAUCAAAGAUUUUAUGGACGCUGACAGGUUAGUGGAGAAGGACAGAGAAGCAAUAGAGGUACCUUAUUUGGAUUUUAGUAGCAUCCUUUUAGCCACAGAUAACUUCUCAGACGCUAACAAGCUCGGACGCGGGGGUUAUGGGCCUGUCUACAAGGGAAAGCUUCAAGGAGGUCAAGAUAUUGCAGUCAAGAGGCUUUCAAGUGUUUCUUCACAAGGAAUGAAGGAAUUCAAGAAUGAAGUCGUCUUGAUAUCCAAACUUCAACAUCGAAACCUUGUUAGACUUCGGGGCUAUUGCAUUACAGGAGAAGAAAAAAUAUUACUUUAUGAAUACAUGCCAAACAAAAGCUUAGACACAUUCUUAUUCGAUCGUACACAACGGGUGAUUUUGGAUUGGCUAAUGCGUUUUGACAUAAUUUUAGGAGUUGUUAGGGGCAUGUUAUAUCUUCAUCAAGACUCUAGAUUGAGAGUAAUUCAUAGAGAUUUGAAAACUAGUAAUAUUCUUUUGGAUGAGGAGAUGCAACCAAAAAUUUCAGACUUUGGACUUGCAAAAAUAUUUGGAGACAAGGAUGUUGAGGCUAACACUGAGAGGGUAGUUGGAACAUAUGGAUAUAUGGCUCCAGAGUAUGCAUUGGAUGGAUAUUUGUCUAUUAAAUCAGAUGUUUUCAGUUUUGGGGUUAUAAUGCUUGAAAUUAUCAGUGGAAAGAAGAACACAGGAUUCUUUCAAUCCAAACAAACUUCUAGCCUUCUGGGUUAUGCAUGGAGGCUAUGGACGGAGAAUAACCUAUUGGAUUUAAUGGAUCGAUCUUUGAAUGAAAGUUGCAAUGCAAAUCAAUUUAUCAAGUGUGCACAAGUAAGUCUGUUGUGUGUGCAAGAUGAACCAGGAGACCGGCCCACCAUGUCGCAAGUAUUGAUAAUGCUUGAAAGUGAGACUGCGAGCCUUCCAACUCCAAAGCAACCGACCUUUUUUACGAACCGUGCCAGGGGCCUUUCUAGCUCUGCUUCUUCUUCCAGUAAACCUGAAGGAAUUCUUCCAACUGACAGUAGCUAUCAAGAAGGUCGGUAG
Molecule: messenger RNA, 2787 nt
Organism: Neltuma alba
Lineage: Eukaryota; Viridiplantae; Streptophyta; Magnoliopsida; Fabales; Fabaceae
Product: G-type lectin S-receptor-like serine/threonine-protein kinase At4g03230
Exons: 7
Coding region: 1-2787 (928 amino acids)
Biological process (GO): protein phosphorylation; recognition of pollen
Cellular component (GO): plasma membrane
Molecular function (GO): protein serine/threonine kinase activity; ATP binding
Source: RefSeq, a predicted model, not a curated record